Messenger RNA from Trichoderma aggressivum f. europaeum, 2742 nucleotides. RefSeq lists its product as uncharacterized. Gene Ontology annotation, biological process: proteolysis. The coding region runs from base 1 to 2742 and encodes 913 amino acids. The record is from RefSeq and is a predicted model, not a curated record. Lineage: Eukaryota; Fungi; Ascomycota; Sordariomycetes; Hypocreales; Hypocreaceae. The transcript has 6 exons. Gene Ontology annotation, cellular component: membrane; cell wall. Gene Ontology annotation, molecular function: serine-type endopeptidase activity.
AUGCGCUUAUCAAACUUUUUGACGAUUCUGACGGCUGUUGCAGGGGGGUUUUCUGUCAAAGCUUCUUUGUUAAGACGUGAUGAUGCUUUUGCCAACAAUGACACUUCGUCUGCCCCUAUUCCCAACCGCUAUAUCGUGGAGUUUGCAGAGGGCGUCGAUCCUCAACAAGCGGCGGGUGAUCUUGCAAAUGCAGGGGCUUCUGUGCUUAAAAUCUUUGACUCAGAUAUCUUCCGUGGUGCAUCAGUAUUGUCAGAUACGCAUAAUCUGGACACGCUACAGUCACUUGCACCAGUCAUUCGAUCAUGGCACUCUAAGAAGAUUAAAUUGACUGCCCCUAUUGCAACUUCACAAACAUUCGGCCCUAGUGCAGCAAAUUCCAACUUCUCCGUCCAUCACAUGACUGGCGUGGACAAGCUUCACGAGGCCGGAAUUUUAGGCAAGGGUGCUAAAGUAGCUGUUGUCGAUACUGGGGUUUGGCAUCCACACCCUGCUCUCGGUGGUGGUUUUGGACCAGGCUUUAAAGUUGCAGGGGGUUACGAUCUUGUUGGCACUUGGUGGGGCUAUAACACUUCAGACAAGUCACCGAAGCCAGAUCCGCUAGACGGCCUAGGACAUGGAACUCACGUCUCGGGAAUCAUUGCUGGACAGGCUGACAGUUAUGUCGGAGUAGCACCCGAGGCGUCUUUGUAUGUUUACAAGGUUUUCGGUGAUUAUGCAGAUUACACCGACACCGACACGCUUAUUGAUGCUUUCCUGAUGGCAUACAACGAUGGGGCCGAUAUCAUCACGUCAUCUGUUGGUGGCCAAUCUGGCUUCUCGGAUGAUCCAUGGGCCGUGACCGCCUCUCGUCUCGCGGAACAAGGCGUAGUAGUAACCAUUGCCAACGGCAACGAUGGUAGCAGUGGCCCCUUUAGUGAAAGUAAUGGCUCAAACGGCGAGUUUGUUCUCGCCGUGGCUUCUGUCAAUGCCGAUGUCUCUGCUGAGGCUGCUUUCGAGGCUACAUUCGAAAGCCAUAGUUCAAAGAAGAUUACGGUCUCAUAUCAAGCAUCUGUCCUUUGGGACUCGGCUGCAUAUGAUGAAUGGCCUAUCGUUCCAUUUAAUACUGAUCCUACUGCCCCAACUGACGCCUGCCAUGCGUUCAAUAGCGGCUGGAAUCUCAACUACACCAACUCCAUCGUUCUUGUCAGCGACGGUGCAUGCGAUUGGCAGACGAAGCUCUCUGUGCUCAACGCUUUACACAAUUAUACAUUGCCUAUCCUGAUAUACACUUCUCAAUAUCCUGUUAGCGCAUUUUUCAACGGCUCUGGGGAUAGCACGGUCGGCUAUAUCCCUCUCGAUUCUGGUGAAGCCCUCAUGAAGGCUCUUCGGUCGGGUGUUAAAGUGACAGCAAGUUUCAAGAACACUGUCGAGCAUCUUAAAUUUCUGCCGAGCCCGGCUUUCUAUGGAGGAGGAAUGCCCAGCUAUUUCAGCAGCGUUGGCCCUACAAAUGAUUUAGCACUAAAGCCGGACAUUGCAGCACCCGGUGGAGACAUUUUCUCGACUUAUCUUGACGAUGGUUGGGCAAUAUUAAGUGGCACAUCUAUGGCUACUCCCUACAUUGCCGGUGUGGCCGCGCUCUACAUUGGCAAGUACGGAGGUAGACAUGUCCAUGGCCGUGGCUUUGCCAAAGACUUGUCAAUGCGAAUCAUUGCGUCUGGAAAAUCGCUAGACUGGCUUUCUGAUCCAUUGAAUCCUGUCAACUCUGAUAUCCGAGCUCCUGUUUUCCAGGUUGGUACUGGCCUCGUGAAUGCGUCUAAAGUCCUAAACUUCCAAACGAGCCUGUCAUUCUCAAAGUUCAUGCUCAAUGACACACACAACUUCAAGCGCUACCACAGCGUCGACAUUACAAAUAACAGCCCGCAUCCAAUUACUUACACGUUUUCUGUCGAAGCUAGCGGCUCAAUAGAUACGCUAGUAAGCAAUCAGGACCCAUUAGGCAAGCCUGUAGUUGGAGUGUACACACAAGUCUUCGCUGCUCCUUACGCUGCUGUCCCGUCUGUCACGCUGCCUCACGGCACAUUUACCGUAAAGCCAGGCCAAACAAAGACGGCCAACAUCAACUUUAUGUAUCCAUCGGCCUUGAACGCGACCAACUUACCGUUGUACAGUGGUAAGAUCAUCAUCAAGGGAAGCAACGGGGAAUCACUCGCAGUACCAUAUAUAGGUGUCGGUGCGAACAUUCAUAAAGACCUAGAUUCAGUAUUCUACUACGGCAGCGGACUUCCCGGAAUCACCUCUGGGAGCCGAGGAACACCAAUCGGAGAUCUUCCUAGCUGGAGCUUCAAUGUCAACCCAUUUGUCAAGUCCUAUCCUACUUUUCGGCUUGCUUUUAACUUUGACACGACUGAGUUUCGCUGGGAUAUAUUUGAGUCGACUUGGAGGGAGAAAGACUGGACGUACCCUCCAGUCGUUGGUAAGAAAGGCUACGUCGGAGCCGCGUCCCUCUGGUUGAACGGAAUUCCACUUCUCAUUCCUAACACAAGUCUUGUCACUGCAACACCGUUUACGGACAUACCAAGAAGCAUUAGUGGUUCAUAUGCGUGGCUUUGGUUUGGACAACUCGCGAACGGAUCUCAGAUGACACCAGGAACAUACUGGAUGAGAUUGGCGGCGCUACGUCCAUUUAGUACCAAUCCACAAAACUCUGACAACUGGGACAUUUUCACUACACCGCAAUUCCAAGUUACUCCUCUUCCAACUUAG